Messenger RNA from Zea mays, 949 nucleotides. RefSeq lists its product as uncharacterized. NCBI's taxonomy places the organism in Eukaryota, Viridiplantae, Streptophyta, Magnoliopsida, Poales, Poaceae. Gene Ontology annotation, cellular component: cytoplasm; proteasome core complex; proteasome core complex, beta-subunit complex. The transcript has 6 exons. Gene Ontology annotation, biological process: proteasome-mediated ubiquitin-dependent protein catabolic process. The record is from RefSeq and is a predicted model, not a curated record. The coding region runs from base 194 to 718 and encodes 174 amino acids.
AUUCUCACGCGGCUCCCGAGCCGGCAUCGGUGGACCUUCUAGUGCACAAAGAAGCCCAACCCGGCCUCCAUGAUAAGCCCACCAGGCCACCGCCGUCGCCAGUCGCUACUUCCCCAGUUCCCCUCCGAUCCUCGUCGCCGACGCAUCCACCCGAACCCUCCUCCGCGACCUCGCCGUCGCCGCAGCCUUGGCCAUGUCGAUCUUCGAGUAUAAUGGGUCCGCCGUGGUGGCGAUGGUGGGGAAGAACUGUUUCGCGAUCGCCAGCGACCGGCGGCUGGGCGUGCAGCUUCAGACCAUCGCGACGGACUUCCAGCGGGUGUUCAAGGUCCACGACAAGCUUUACAUCGGCCUCUCUGGGCUCGCCACUGACGCCCAGACGCUGUACCAGCGGUUGGUGUUCAGGCACAAGCUGUAUCAGCUGCGGGAGGAGAGGGACAUGAAGCCCGAGACCUUUGCCAGCCUUGUCUCUGCGCUCCUCUACGAGAAGAGGGAGCUGGCCAAGGAUUUUGUUGUAUCUGGGACAGCAUCAGAAUCUUUGUAUGGUGCUUGUGAGUCCAUGUACAAGCCGAACAUGGAACCUGAUGAACUCUUCGAAACUGUAUCCCAAGCUCUGAAUUCAUCAAUAGACCGUGACUGCCUUAGUGGGUGGGGUGGCUAUGUUCUGAUUGUGACACCGACUGAAGUGAGGGAGCAUGUGAUUAAGAGCAGGAUGGACUAAAUCAUGGCCACUAUCACUAUAAUUCUUAGCUGGUUUCCAAUGCUUAGACCAAUGUUGUGUUUGGAUUCUGAAGUAACAUUGUAUCAUCACAGCUGGUAUGAGAAUGAACGGUUGUUUUAUUUACCCCUAUCUUGCAAGACUUAUGCCUGGAUUCCAGCUGAAUUGUGGAAUACUGAAUUGAUAAUAGCCUAGAUCUGUUGUUCUCUUACAGAAACGUGAAUGAGGUUAACA